This is a messenger RNA of Hibiscus syriacus, 946 nucleotides long. Its product is annotated as E3 ubiquitin-protein ligase MPSR1-like. Gene Ontology annotation, molecular function: ubiquitin protein ligase activity. Gene Ontology annotation, cellular component: cytoplasm. The transcript is spliced from 2 exons. Bases 185 to 823 code for a protein of 212 amino acids. The record is from RefSeq and is a predicted model, not a curated record. NCBI's taxonomy places the organism in Eukaryota, Viridiplantae, Streptophyta, Magnoliopsida, Malvales, Malvaceae. Gene Ontology annotation, biological process: protein ubiquitination.
CAAUCUCAAAUCUGUGGGCUCUCCGGUUCUUCACUUCCAUUAAUCCCCCUAUUAUAAUAUCUCCCAAAGAUUUCUUUUCAUUCACUGAUUCAUUCCAAUACUUAAAAAGUUUUUUUCAUUGUUCAUCAAAGUUCGUUUCCUUCCUCCAAAAUCUCUCUUUUUGUCCUCAAAUUCAGAACUUCUCAUGGCUUCCGACACUGAACCACCUGAAAUUUCUCCUUUGUUUGAAAGGUUGUUGAGGGAAAGAGACCUCUAUUUCUUUCUACCUGUUAUCUUGGGUGUCUCCAACAAUGUUUCAAGAGAAAACAGUGAAGACCCAGAUCAAGAAACAUCACAGGAAACAGCUUCCCAACGUGAAAGAAUAGUUCUUAUCAACCCAUUUACUCAAGGCAUGGUGGUGAUCGAAGGAGACUCCAAUUUGGAGGCUUUGUUACGUGAUCAGGCUAACAAAGAUGUCCAGCCGCCUGCUUCGAAGUCAUCCAUGGAAGCCAUGCCAAGUGUGGAAAUCGAUGAAAGUGAAUGUGGGGAGUGUGUUGUUUGCUUGGAAGAGUGGAAGCCUGGUGAGGUGGCGAAGGAGAUGCCUUGCAAGCACAAGUUUCAUGAUGGGUGCAUAGAGAAGUGGCUUGGAAUUCAUGGGACAUGCCCUGUUUGCAGGUAUAAGAUGCCUGUUGACGAAAAAGAGAUGGGAAAGAAGAGAGAUGAGCGGAGGAGGGAGAUUUGGGUUAGUUUUUCUUUUAACAAUAGCAGGAGAAGUGAGGAUUCAAAUCAACUUCCUUCAACUGAUUCUAGUAAUGUCUCUUCUUUCAAGUCUAUUGCUUUCUGACCUGGUUCGAUAUCAUUGUGGCAUUGGCUGUUGAGAUCAAAUGACCCCAAGAAUCCGGGCUUCCUCGAACUGCUACCAGUUUCCUCCUCGCAUAGCUCCAAUCUUUUAGCUAGUAAUUGCUCA